AUGGCGCAGCGCCGCGUCACCGACUUUUUCGCGCGCCGUCGCAGCGGCCCCCCAGCCUGCCUGCCGCGGGCCAAACAGGUCUUGCGCACUCCCAGCCCUGCGAAGCCGGCGCCCGGCCUUCCGGCUCCCGCCUUGAGUGACCCGCCGGGUGGCAGCCGCAAGCGCCCUCGCCCCGCCGCAGACCCCGCGCACGAUGAGCCUGCGCCACCCGCGCGCAGGAGGCUGCGGCUGCCACUGCCGCCCACCCCGGAGCCUGCCGACGCGGUCCCCACCCCCAGCUCCUCAGUAGCCUCUGGCUCCUCAGCCUGCUCUCCUCCAGGCAAGAAAAUAAAGAAGGCCAGCCUCCCAUCAGGCCAGCGGCCCUGCCUGGUGGCCCAGGGGGACAAGGACACCGUCUCUGAGCUCCAGGCGUGCCUGCAGCGGGCACGGAAGCUGGGUGCGCGAGUCCAGGCACUGAGGGCCUAUGCCCAGGAGGGGGAUGCCAAGAAGUCCAGUGUGCCAGAGCCUGAGGGGCACCCAGCGGAGCCAUGUGGGGAGAAGGCGCCCGCCUACCAGCGCUUCCACGCCCUGGCCCAGCCUGGUGUCCCAGGCCUGGUCCUGCCCUACAAAUACCAGGUGCUGGCCGAGAUGUUUCGCAGCAUGGACACUGUCGUGGGCAUGCUGCAUAACCGCGCUGAGGCUGUGACUUUCGCCAAGGUCAAGCAGGGCGUCCAGGACAUGAUGCACAGGCGCUUUGAGGAGCGCAACGUGGGUCAGAUCAAAACUGUGUAUCCUGCCUCCUACCGCUUCCGCCAGGAGCGCAACAUUCCCACUUUCAAGGAUGGCAUCAAGAGGUCAGACUACCAGCUCACCAUCGAGCCACUGCUGGACCAGGAGGCCAGCGGGGCAGCCCGCCAGCUCACAGCGUCUUGGCUUCUGCAGCGGCGGAACAUCUUUAGCCGGAACCUGGUGGCGCGGGUCAAGGAACAUCACAAGGCCUUUCUGGCCACCCUGGACCCUCCCAUGGAGGUACCUGAGGACCAGCUGACCCGUUGGCACCCGUGCUUCAACGUGGACGAGGUGCCUGAUAUCGAGCCGGCAGAGCUGCCCCGGCCACCCCCCACAGAGAAGCUGGUGACUGCCCAGGAGCUGCUGGCCCGAGCCCGAAGCUUAAUGUCACCCAGGAUGGAGAAGGCCUUGAAUGACCUGGCCUUGCGCACAGCUGAGCCCAGCAGCCCUGGGUCCCCCUGCCCAGUCCCGCCAGCCACCCCACCUGCUGCCCCCAAUGCCCUGAAGGGGGUGUCGCAGGCCCUGCUGGAACGGAUCCGGGCCAAGGAGGCACAGAAGCAGCUGGCACAGAUGACACGGCGCCCAGAGCAGGAGCAACGGCUGCGGCAGCUCGAGCGACUGCCCGAGCUGGCCCGUGUGCUGCGUGGUGUCUUCGUGUCCGAGCGGAAGCCGGCGCUCACCAUGGAGGUGGCCUGUGCCAGGAUGGUGGGCAGCUACCACACCGCCAUGAGCCUUGGGGACAUGGAACAGCACCUGCAGCUGCUCGCUGAGCUGCUGCCCAACUGGCUCACCCUGCACCGCAUCCGCACCGACACCUACCUCAAGCUGGACAAGACCGCUGACCUUGCGGGCCUCACUGUGCGACUGGCCCACCUAGCUCGCACUGAGGAGGGGCUGUGA
Trichechus manatus latirostris (Florida manatee) is the source of this 1668-nucleotide messenger RNA. RefSeq names its product chromatin licensing and DNA replication factor 1 (gene CDT1). Gene Ontology annotation, molecular function: DNA binding; DNA polymerase binding. The record is from RefSeq and is a predicted model, not a curated record. Gene Ontology annotation, biological process: regulation of DNA-templated DNA replication initiation; mitotic cell cycle; DNA replication checkpoint signaling. Gene Ontology annotation, cellular component: nucleus. Lineage: Eukaryota; Metazoa; Chordata; Mammalia; Sirenia; Trichechidae. The transcript has 10 exons. The coding region runs from base 1 to 1668 and encodes 555 amino acids.